AUGACGUCAUACACUCCCAAGAACAUCCUAAUCACCGGCGCAGCCGGUUUCAUCGCCUCACACGUGGCGAACCGUCUCAUCCGCACCUACCCGGACUACAAGAUCGUCGUCCUCGACAAGCUCGACUACUGCUCUAACCUCAAAAACCUAAACCCCUCCCGAUCCUCCCCCAAUUUCAAAUUCGUCAAGGGAGACAUCGCCAGCGCCGAUCUCGUCAACUACCUCCUCAUCACCGAGCGCAUCGACACCAUCAUGCACUUCGCCGCGCAGACUCACGUCGACAACUCCUUCGGCAACUCCUUCGAGUUCACCAAAAACAACAUCUACGGGACGCACGUGCUCCUCGAGGCGUGUAAAGUCACUGGCCAGAUCAGAAGGUUUAUCCACGUCAGUACUGACGAGGUUUACGGCGAGACUGAUGAGGACGCGGUUGUUGGUAACCAUGAGGCUUCUCAGCUGCUUCCGACGAAUCCUUACUCUGCUACUAAGGCGGGUGCGGAGAUGCUUGUGAUGGCGUACGGGAGGUCUUACGGGUUGCCGGUUAUAACGACGCGUGGGAAUAAUGUUUAUGGACCGAAUCAGUUUCCGGAGAAGCUGAUUCCGAAGUUUAUUUUGUUGGCGAUGAGAGGGGAGGUUUUGCCUAUUCAUGGAGAUGGGAGUAAUGUGAGGAGUUAUCUUUAUUGUGAAGAUGUUGCUGAGGCGUUUGAGGUGAUUCUUCACAAGGGGGAAGUGGGGCAUGUUUAUAAUAUUGGGACUAAGAAGGAGAGGAGGGUGAAUGACGUUGCGAGAGAUGUUUGCAAGCUGUUUAAUGUGGAUCCUGAGGCGAGUAUUAAGUUUGUGGAGAAUAGGCCUUUUAAUGAUCAGAGGUAUUUUUUGGAUGAUGAGAAGCUGAAGAUCUUGGGGUGGGAGGAGAGGACUACUUGGGAAGAAGGGUUGAAGAAGACGAUGGAAUGGUAUACGCAGAAUCCGGAUUGGUGGGGUGAUGUUUCUGGAGCGUUGCUUCCUCACCCGAGGAUGCUUGUGAUGCCUGGUGGGAGACAUUUUGAUGGGUCUGAGGAGAGUUCUGGAGUAGUGGCUUUAUCUGGAAACUCGAGCCAGAGCCAGAUGGUGGUUCCUACACCCAGAGGCAGUGGCGUCACUCAGAGCGCUUCUCUGAAGUUUUUGAUAUAUGGUAAGACGGGAUGGAUUGGGGGUUUGCUUGGGAAGAUUUGUGAGAAGCAAGGGAUUGCUUUUGAGUAUGGGAAAGGGCGGCUUGAGGAUAGGUCAUCCCUCUUGCAAGAUGUUGUGAAUGUUAAGCCUACCCAUGUCUUCAAUGCUGCUGGUGUGACGGGGAGACCUAAUGUCGACUGGUGCGAGUCUCACAAGACCGAGACAAUCCGUGCUAAUGUUGCUGGGACUUUGACUCUGGCUGAUGUCUGCAGAGAGAACAACCUCUUGUUGAUGAACUUUGCUACUGGUUGUAUUUUCGAGUACGACGAAAACCAUCCGCUAGGUUCAGGCAUUGGCUUCAAAGAAGAAGACACACCAAACUUCACUGGCUCUUUCUACUCAAAAACCAAAGCCAUGGUUGAGGAGCUGCUUAAGGAGUUUGAUAACGUAUGCACACUAAGGGUUAGGAUGCCUAUUUCCUCUGAUCUCAACAACCCGAGAAACUUCAUCACCAAGAUUUCCCGGUACAGCAAAGUUGUGAACAUCCCAAACAGCAUGACCGUGCUGGACGAGCUUCUUCCAAUCUCAAUAGAGAUGGCGAAAAGAAACCUGAGAGGGAUUUGGAACUUCACCAACCCUGGUGUUGUGAGCCACAAUGAGGUCCUGGAGAUGUACAGAGACUACAUCGACUCAGACUUCAAAUGGGCGAACUUCACACUAGAGGAGCAAGCUAAGGUCAUCGUGGCACCAAGAAGCAACAACGAGAUGGACGCAUCUAAGCUCAAGAAAGAGUUCCCUGAAUUACUCUCAAUCAAGGAGUCUCUGAUCAAAUAUGCAUUUGAGCCCAACAAGAGAACUUGAGAGCAGUGGACUCCUCUUAUUAUGCAUAUAAUAAUUAAUAAACAAAAGAGUUCGUCGAAACGAUUUAGAGUUAGAGUUCAGCUUCUUGGCUCUCGUUGGUCAUCCCGUCUGAGGAGUGUUUCGAAUAUCCGUUUCCAUUGCCGUUGGUCAUCCCGUUUGUGGAGUGUUUCAAAUAUCCGUUUCCAUUGCAAGUCUGAUAUGAUUCGCUAUCAGAAAAUGUCUCAGCCAGUGUUGUUGUUGUAUCUGCAACUGCAAGCUUGUGGAGCAAAUCCACAGCAUCUUGAGAUGAAUCAAUGACAUAGCGAGCUUUUGUGCGAGUUUGUCCGAUGGCUACAGAGAAGUAAUUCUCCUUUUCGAGGUCAAGAACAUUCAGUGAAACCUGCCUAGUUUCAUGAGAUAACUUGGUUUCUGAUUCGAAGAAAGUGUAAAUAUCUUCGUCCUGUAAAAUAUCUUUCAUUUAGUUACUCGGGAUUCUGAUUGAGUAAUGUAGGGCUAGAUAGUAUUAAGCUCUACCUUCUCCAAGAAGUAACCACUGCAAAAGACAUAAUCAAUAGGUGUAGUCAAUGCACUUUUAUGCACUAUUUCUCCCAAAAUACGACCAAUGGCUGCACCCUAAGUAACAGAGAAAGAAGAUAGAACACUUCAAGCUCAACUGGUACCAACGGUUCAGUGUAUAAUAGAUUUCGAUUACUGUAUACUCAUAACUUUGAAUACAUAACAUGAGAUGAGAAACCAUUAAAUUUUACCUUACUCUCACUCAUCGCAUGGACUUCAACAGAAUGGUUUCCUCGAACAACGUCAACUGAUUCGUUAGAGAUGGGUCCUGCCCAUAAGUGUUGAAACAUGUCUCUUGCUUGUGCUUUUCCAAAUUUAACGUCUAUAGAAAGAAAGAAAAAUAGUCAGGACAAUGGAAAUUGAACAAAAAAAAAAUAAAUACAAAAGUGUUAUAUGGAAGCAAAAAAAAUGACUAAUUUAAAAUCACCUGCAUAUUCGUGAUUCCAUACUAGAGAAGUCCCGCUUGCUUCGUAGAAGGAUCUUGGAGUUCGAUCAGUGAAGUACUUAAAAACUUUCUACAAAUAUAC
Molecule: messenger RNA, 3092 nt
Organism: Eruca vesicaria subsp. sativa (arugula)
Lineage: Eukaryota; Viridiplantae; Streptophyta; Magnoliopsida; Brassicales; Brassicaceae
Source: the annotation of a GenBank genome assembly